Erigeron canadensis is the source of this 3393-nucleotide messenger RNA. RefSeq lists its product as uncharacterized. Bases 331 to 3309 code for a protein of 992 amino acids. The transcript is spliced from 3 exons. Lineage: Eukaryota; Viridiplantae; Streptophyta; Magnoliopsida; Asterales; Asteraceae. The record is from RefSeq and is a predicted model, not a curated record.
GUUUUUUUCUUUUUCCAGAUCUACUUUUUCUUUCUUCCUGAAAUUUCAGUGACCACCACCGGAGACCACCACCAUCGACGACGCCACGAAAACUACUAGUCAAGCUUUGAUCUAAUCACCUGAUUCUUGACCGAUUUGAUCGGUUUUGAACACCGCUGGCAGAAUCCGAGAUAUCGGCGCCGAUAUAUUUACAACCUUGUUAAUAAGUUGGCAGAAGUAUAUCCUGCAAGAAGUGUGGUGGCGAUUGAUGGAAAGAAGACAACAAGUAGUGUUUUGGAAGUUUGAUUAAUUGUGAGUUUAGCUGGUCGGAAAAGUUCAUCUAUCAAGAAGAUGCCUGUUUCUGAAUCUGAAAAGUUGGGAGGAGUAUCUGUUGUUGGCGUGGGGGGUGAAAAGGGUGAACAACAACACAUAAUACCGAUCAAGAAAAGGAGAAUAUUUUUAUCUCCCCCUAGCCCCACAAACAAUUUGUCAUUUUUGGGGGCUGCAGAAACACACAGCCCUAAAGCAGCUCAUGGGGAGCUGCUUCUGUUAAAUCCAAAUUGUCUGCCUAGUAUUAGUGGAAAUAAUAAUGAUGACGAUGAAAAGAAGGUGGAUGUAAAAACAGAUGAUGACUACUGUGAACAAGGGUCAUCAUCAUCUGUUGUGACCACUAAGACUGAUGAAAUUUUUAAAAAGCUGGAUGUUACUACUAGUACUGUAUCUGAACAAGUAGUUACGCGUAUUAGUGGAAAUGAUGAAAAGAAGGUGGAUGUUACUACUAGUACUGUAUCUGAAGAAGCAGUUACUCGUAUUAGUGGAAAUGAUGAAAAGAAGCAGGAUGUAAAGACGGACGAUGAUGACUACUGUGAAAAAGGGUCAUCAUCAUCAUCAUCCGUUGUGACCAAGACUGAUGAAAUUUCUUAUGUUAAUGAGUUGAAAAUCAUAAAAGAAGAACAAGAACAAGAACCACCUGAUUCCACAACUCCAUCCAAAGUAGUACUAGUAGCCCCCCCUUGUUUGGAAUUACUACAACUAGCAUCGUUUACUAGUAGCGACACAAACAACUCCCCCCCUCCUGUGCGAUUCACCUGGGACUUGAAUACUGUUAUGCUGGAUGCUGCAUCCGAGGAACAACCACCUUCUGUUAAAAAUGACAAUCGGACGACACUCUUUGUGGAACAAGAGAAAAAGAAUAAUAAUGAUUAUACGUCUGCAUCACAAAACAUCCUGAAAAGCCACUUGGCUCAUGAGACAUUCUCUGUGGCUGUGAAAACCGAGUCCAGUGAUGCAAUAAUUCCUGUUACUAUAACAAACCUAACUGUGCCUGUGAAAACCGAGUCCAGUGAUGCAAUUCCUGUUACUGACACGGUCAUGCCUAAACAUGAUUUAUCUUCAGAAAAUGGACCGCUUUGGAGGAGGAAAAUGGAGUUAACUACCAAUGUGGUCAUCAAGGAAGAAGCUGUGGAUCAUAUUACAGUUGGUUAUGCUAAUUUGCAGAAUGAUAAAAGAGCUGGAUAUGGGGUUGAUGAUAAACAGGACAAGCAUGAUCCUCAAUAUGAAGAUGGACAACUAAGAGAAUCAAGUACACAUGCUUGGAAAGAAUGCGAGUUGAAAAAUAAUGAACAAUACGAAUACGACAUGGAAAACACAAGACCAGAUGUGAGUGUUGUUGUUGAUCAUGCCCUCCGUGAAACUAGUUCUCAAAAUGGACAAGGAGGAGGAGGUUCCUCAAAAGUCACUGAAGCUGGAUUUGGAGGAGAUCUAACAUCUAGUUUGGUGUUGCCACAGAAACUUAACAACAGUGAUGAGAUAUUAUCUGGUUUUUUGGUACCAAAUGAAAACCGUGAAACCCAGGUGCAGAAUGCAAACCGCUCAGAGUGGAAGAUAAAUGUUUCAUCAGGAUGCGAUAUUUUACCUGAAAAUCAACCAAUUUCUUCAAAUAUAUCCACCAAAACCAAAAACUUCACUGGUCGAAAGUUCUUCUAUGGUGAACCAAAAGACAGAUUUGAAACCGAGGAUGUUGAGAUGACAGCUCAAGGCUCAAGAUUCUAUCGAAAAGAAUCACUAACGCGUAUUGCAGGUCCAUCAACUCGUGAUGAGUAUGUUAGCAGGGAUAGAUUCUGGAUGCAAGGAUGCAGUUCCAAGGCUGACGAUGGUUUUACUUCAAGACCAGAGAGGGAAUUGGAUGGAUUUAGAUCUUUUAGACGGGGUAGAUACUCGCCUCAUCAUCUUUCUAGUGGCCGGGGAGUUGGUAUGUGGAAUCGUUCCCCAGAAAGGGGCAGGAAUCCUAAGCGUCUUCUUUCGCCAUCUUACCAGGGUCCAUCUUUCGCUCGUCCUAUGCUAGACGAUUCUGGAACCGUGGAUAAUAUGACAAAUGAAGGUGGUAUGGAUUCAAGUCGCCAUGCCAGAUCUAAUACUUCAUCAUAUGUUACCCGUCGACCUUUUAGAAGCAGGUCGCCAUUGAAUCGGGAAGCACAAGAUUUUCGUGCACGGUUAGGUUUGAGACCAUCUGGAGACAUGGGCCAUGAUAGGUUUGUGAAUCUGGGUCGGGGCAGGGGACAGGGGAGAUCUGUGAGAUAUGGUACAACGCUUGAUGACGAUGGACCGCGGGGACGAUAUCAUGGACCUGCAAACGACGAAUGUGAUGAAUAUCUGACAGAAUAUCCACGUCCCUUCCCAAGGAGACGCCGCUGCUUUUCACCUAUAGAAAGAAGAGGAAAUACUAGUACUUAUCAACAUCACCAAUCCAAUUCACGAUCGCCUUCAAGACCUCGAACUCGUUCUCCAAUUGGUAAUACUGGUUUUAGACGCCGCAGUAGAUCUCCUGAUUUCAGACAUGAUACUAGAAUCUGGCGGCCCAAAUCUCCCAAUUGUCGAGAUCAUGCAAAUGAAUGUAAUUCAGGACCUCGAAACAAUAAUUCAUCUCCAAUGAGUUCCAGAUGGGUAAAUUACAAGGAGCGGCCUGUUUUUGACAGAAGAUCACCUCCACCUGGGAGGACUAAUGCACCACAGGGGGAAAGGUUUAGUAUUUAUGAUUCAAGAAAGAAGCAGAAUGAGUACUACAGAUCUGGACCUCCAGGACAUUUCUCUGACCUAAAAGAAUCUGGGAGAGGCCGGCCCAGGUAUGUGGAAAAUGACAGUGAUCGACCCGAUAAUGGCUACAGACGUGGCAGGUUUGUUAGGCAGUACAACAUGGACACGCCUACAAAGCGCUUCCACUUUGAUGAAGACGAGCUUGGCUGUGGGUUUGAUGCUAGUGACCAACAUGCUUUGGAACUCCUUGCACGAGAAAAUCUGAACUCUAAUAUGUUAGGUAAGCAUAUUUUUUGAGUGUUUUUCCAUAUCCAUAUAUGUAUAACUGUCUUCAAAGACAUAAAUUUCUAGCUUAAAUUAUGCAAAGGGAAUUGCUAAAAA